Messenger RNA from Arctia plantaginis, 396 nucleotides. The record is from the annotation of a GenBank genome assembly. NCBI's taxonomy places the organism in Eukaryota, Metazoa, Arthropoda, Insecta, Lepidoptera, Erebidae.
AUGGAGGUUUUCGGUCAAAAAUUUCCGAGAUUUGACCCGUUGCCGCAAACAACGGAUGAAACACCGAACAACCCGAUGCUGAAUAUGGAGGAUGACACUAACACAAAGAAAAGACCCGCAAAAACAACGGAAAUAGACACUUGGGACAUAUUUGUGCGAGCUAACGGAAUGCCUCCUGAGUUAUGUAACCAGACUUUAUGCGCCGCUCCAUGCCCUGGCGCCGCCGCCCCACCUAGGUGUCCGCCGGUAAUUCCGUACUGCCACAGUGGUUGUGCCUGCACUUACUCUUGUGAGGUAGCGAUUGUGUUAUGUUUCGAGAUCCAUUCUUGUUUAGAAACACGUCGAAGGCAUUUCUUUACACGAAAUCGUAGAAAGAGCACAGUUCCUAUGAAUUAG